GGUCUCCUCUCCACUUCACCUCCCCACUUCCCUCGGUUUCUUCUUCUCUUUAAUUUGUUUCUCUCUGCAAUAUAAUUCUCUCUGUUUCUUAUUUCUGUAGAAACUAAUAUCAAUGGAGAAUUCAAGCUAUGUAUGCACAGUUAGAAGGCCUGCUGCUUGUUUUGUUGAACAAGAUAAUGGUUUAGCAUCAAUAGCAGAUUCGUCAGCAGAAGUUGGAUUUUCUGGAAAUCCCAUUUCACCACCAAAAACUAAUUCAUUUUUGAGAAAAAGAGCAAGUUUCAGAUCUCUUUCUUCUUUUAAUAGUACUAGUGUUAGAUUAUAUGAAGCUACAUCACCUAGAUUUGAAGAACCUCAUUUCCUUGAAUCUUGUUAUUUUUGUAAGAAACAUAUCGGCAACAACAGAGAUAUCUUCAUGUACAGAGGUGACACACCAUUUUGUAGUGAAGAGUGCAGACAAGAACAGAUAGAAAUAGACGAAGCAAAAGAGAAGAAUUGGAAUCUUUCUUCAAUGAAAGCUAUUAGGAAAGAUCAGCAAAAAUCCACCCCUAACAAAUCAAGAAAUUACGAAGUUAGGACUAGUACUGUUGCUGCUGCUUAAAUAAAAAUCAAAUAAAUAUAUUCAAGAAAUAAUAACUUAAUUACUUAUUAAUUAAUUACCACAAAAAAAAGAAAAAAAAAGAAAAAAAAAGAGGUAUGAAAAAGAUAUCUAUGGCCUUUGUAUUUAGUAGUUUUUAUUAGGGGUUUGGCCCGGAAGUGUGGCUUGAAAGCCCUCAAAUUUUCUGGUUUUUUUUAGGGAGGGAAAGAAAGGGAAAACUUUUUUUUUUUUUUUUUUUAGUGGGGGUACCUUUUUGUGUUUGGGGUGAAAGAUGCGAAAGUAAAGAGAAUGGGAAAGAAAUUUUGUUUCUACAAGCGAUUCUGGAUCUUGCAUUAUAGUUUUUUAUUUAUGGGGAUGAAAUUGUGUAUCAAUCUUCACAGAGAAAAAUUUGUAUGAAAAUUUUGAUUUACUCAUUUCAAUUGAGUGAAAAAGUUCAUGGAA
This is a messenger RNA of Papaver somniferum (opium poppy), 1036 nucleotides long. RefSeq lists its product as uncharacterized. The record is from RefSeq and is a predicted model, not a curated record. NCBI's taxonomy places the organism in Eukaryota, Viridiplantae, Streptophyta, Magnoliopsida, Ranunculales, Papaveraceae. The transcript is spliced from 2 exons. Bases 113 to 598 code for a protein of 161 amino acids.